Gasterosteus aculeatus aculeatus (three-spined stickleback) is the source of this 1320-nucleotide messenger RNA. RefSeq names its product chymotrypsin-like elastase family member 3B. The record is from RefSeq and is a predicted model, not a curated record. Gene Ontology annotation, molecular function: serine-type endopeptidase activity. Gene Ontology annotation, biological process: proteolysis. Lineage: Eukaryota; Metazoa; Chordata; Actinopteri; Perciformes; Gasterosteidae.
GUGCAAUGGGUUAGUAGAAUAAGGCUAAGGCUAUGGGUUAGUAUAAAAACCCACUCAGUGACUCAGUGGUCAAGUUAUCUUUUUAUAGGCUGUAAUCAUAUUAUUUCCUAUGACGUCCUAAUGCCCAAAAUCAAACCCCCUUAGAUUGUCUUAACUGAGUUGUAAAACAUCCCAACAGCUAAACCAAAAUGCUUCAACCAUCAUUUACAAAGCCAAAGAAUUGCACUUUUAUUUCCAAUGUGGUUAUAAUAGAUACGUAGUUCAUUCUGCCAAUGCCAAACUUGGUACACUGUUGGUACACUGCCAGGUUCAGCCACCUGGAUAUCGAGGAAAACUCCCAAGUUGGAUCUGGUUUUGUCUGGACAUAAAUAGCUCUGCAUGAAAAAAACAGUUAGUUUGGGCGAACAGAUGGAAGUCAUACUCGUCCUCCUCGUGGUUGUUACAGCCGGGUCUGGCUGUGGUGUACCCGGCCACCAGCCCAACACCAGCCGGGUGGUGGACGGGGAGGAGGCCCGUCCCUACAGCUGGCCGUGGCAGGUUUCUCUGGAGUCUUUCUUCCCCACUUGUGGAGGAACUCUCGUUGCUCCCAACUGGGUCUUGACUGCUGCUCACUGCAUCACAUUCCACACCUACAGGGUCGUCCUCGCAGAGCACAACAUGGACAAAGACGAGGGGCCGGAACAGUUCAUUAUGGUGGACAAAAUGUUCAUCCAUCCCAAAUGGAACGACGACUGUGUGUCCUGUGGGAACGACAUCGCGCUGCUCAAACUGGAGAAAAACGCCGUCGUCAACGACAAGGUCCGGCCGGCCUGCCUGCCUCAGCGCGACGCCGCUCUCGCCCACCACCAGCCCUGCUACGUCACGGGCUGGGGCCGACUCUACUCCGGCGGCCCCCGGGCGGCCGCGUUGCAGCAGGCCCUCCUGCCCGUGGUGGAUCACGCCACCUGCAGUCGCGGCGACUGGUGGGGCAGCUCGGCGAAGACCACCAUGGUCUGCGCGGGAGGAGGGAGCAAGUCGGCGUGCCACGGCGACUCCGGAGGCCCCCUGAGCUGCCGGGGCGGAGACGGGAGGUGGUACGUGCAAGGCGUGACUAGUUUUGUGGACGGACGGGGCUGCAACGCCACUCAGAGGCCCACGGUCUUCACCCGAGUGGCCUCCUUCAUCCCCUGGAUCAGCGAGGUGAGCAACAGACGAAUCAACUCGUGCCGUUUGUGAGACGCGCUAACGUGUUCUUGUUCCAUUGUUCUUCAGACCAUGGCCCACAACUGAAGAUGUCUCCAAAACCCAACAAGUGUUUGGACAAUAAACUGCAUUUCGACA